Messenger RNA from Mesorhabditis belari, 408 nucleotides. The record is from the annotation of a GenBank genome assembly. Lineage: Eukaryota; Metazoa; Nematoda; Chromadorea; Rhabditida; Rhabditidae.
AUGAAAACCCUUGGCGUUUUGAUUGCUUUUGUCGCUCUUGUAGCUGUUGAGGCUUGUGCUCCAGAAACAACUACAACAAUGACCCGCCGUCGCCGCAGUACAAACGAAGAUGCCGAAAUCGUCCUUCGAACCAAACUUAAAUAUUCUGAAGAGAAAAAAGACGACUAUUUAGAGCACUUGGAAGAAUUAAUGAAAGCGGCAACAAAUGGGGAAGUUGAAGAAAUCGAGGAAAUCAAGUCAACCUAUUCGGCGUUAAAUGUGAACGGAGAUUUUGGUGCAAAGAUUCAACUCCAUGACAUCGAACAGGAUGAGUGUGGGAAAGUGAUCAACGAUGUGAAGUCGAUUGUCGAGAGUCUUCCUGAGGUGGUCUCCACUCAAGUACGCUGUCAUGGCUCAACGAGCAACUUC